This is a messenger RNA of Magnolia sinica, 940 nucleotides long. RefSeq lists its product as uncharacterized. NCBI's taxonomy places the organism in Eukaryota, Viridiplantae, Streptophyta, Magnoliopsida, Magnoliales, Magnoliaceae. The record is from RefSeq and is a predicted model, not a curated record. Bases 33 to 695 code for a protein of 220 amino acids. The transcript is spliced from 2 exons.
UCUCUCUCUCUCUCUCUCUCUCUCUCACAGCUAUGGGUAAUACUAUAGGAAGAAGGAAAACAGCCAAGGUCAUGAAGAUAGACGGCGAGACACUCAAGUUCAAGACUCCGGCGAGGGCUGGCGAUAUACUAAAAGACUACCCAGAUCAUGUUCUGAUGGAUUCGGAGGCAGUUCGCCACUUGGGUGUCCGGGCCAAGGCAUUAGACACUGAUCAACAGCUCAAGCCCAAGAGAUUAUAUUUCCUGGUGCAAUUGCCUCAGGUCCCUGAUCCUAAGUUGCCGAGACGGGUCCGAUCGAGCGGUAUCAACAUGAGUGCUAAGGAACGGCUCGAGAGCCUCAUGUUGUCGCGGCGAUCGGUAUCCGACCUAUCUUUUAUGAAGUCAGCAGCGACGGUUGAAGGCAUGGAAAGCGCCGGAGGGGCCGUGCGUGUGAAGAUGAGGUUGCCUAAGGCCCAAGUGGCCAAGGUGAUGGAAGAAAGCAACGAUGAGACAGAGGUAGCUGAGAGGAUCAUGGAGUUAUGCGCCACCCACAACGGAAAUUCUGCUGUGGUUGAUGAUGGACAACGGAAGCCUGCUCUAGGAAGCGUCCAAGAGAUCCGCAAGACACGGGAGGUACGUAGUCCUGCAGCUGACCGGGCUUUUGCUUUGAAACUAGGAGUGAGAUUCAAGCCAAUUGAAGACAGUGAAUUGGUCUAGUUGUCCACUACCUCCAAUGAACCAUCGCAUCAUCAUCAAACCCUUUUGGUAGAUCCAACUGACUCGAGCAUAAUCUGCACGAUUCGUUCUGGUAGCUGAUUGUACAUGCAACAAAUCAAUAAGGGAAUAUGAAAUGGGAUUUGACACGUUUGGUGUACCCACUUAUUUAUAUGGUUUAUAUAUACCUUUGCGCGUACAUGUGAUGUAUUGGAUGUUUAUACCAUGUAGUACAUUACAUUAGUUUA